Medicago truncatula (barrel medic) is the source of this 1608-nucleotide messenger RNA. RefSeq names its product lysine histidine transporter 1. Lineage: Eukaryota; Viridiplantae; Streptophyta; Magnoliopsida; Fabales; Fabaceae. The transcript is spliced from 8 exons. The record is from RefSeq and is a predicted model, not a curated record. Bases 118 to 1479 code for a protein of 453 amino acids.
UGGUAUCUCAUUAAUGAAUUUGAAUGGCGAAAACCACACCACUAAUCCUUUAAAUACUUGUGUAUAGCCAUAACCCUUCUAACUCUUUUCAUUUGUUAAACAUUCAUUUGUGCAAUCAUGGGAAGUUUAGGAACUGAACCACCAAAUGCUUUCAACUCUGAUCCUCACAACCAAACUAUUGAAGGAAAAUCAGAGAGGGAAAAAACAAUUGAAAAUUGGCUUCCAAUUAACUCUCAAAGGAAUGCAAAAUGGUGGUACUCUUCUUUUCACAAUGUCACUGCCAUGGUUGGAGCUGGUGUUCUUGGUCUCCCCUUUUCCAUGGCUGAUCUUGGAUGGGGUCCAGGUUUGACUAUACUUUUCUUAUCAUGGAUCAUCACUUUGUAUACAUUGUGGCAAAUGGUUGAGAUGCAUGAAAUGGUUCCUGGAAAACGUUUUGAUAGAUACCAUGAACUGGGACAACACGCAUUUGGCGAAAAGUUAGGCCUUUAUAUUGUGGUUCCUCAACAACUUGUAGUAGAAGUUGGAGUGAACAUUGUCUACAUGGUCACCGGAGGUGCAUCUUUGCGGAAGUUCCACGAUACAGUGUGUCCAAGUUGCAAAAAUAUCAAAUUGACGUUUUUCAUUAUGAUCUUUGCCUCUGCUCAAUUUGUAUUGUCUCAUCUACCUGACUUCAACUCCAUUUCUGGUGUAUCUUUGGUUGCAGCAGCAAUGUCCUUCUGUUACUCUACAAUUUCUUGGACUGCUAGUGCACAUAAGGGAAUACAAAAAGAUGUACAUUAUGGUAGCAAGGCUACAACUACUUCAGGAUCAGUUUUUAAUUUCUUUAAUGCACUUGGCUCUAUUGCGUUUGCCUACGCUGGACACAAUGUGGUGUUGGAGAUCCAAGCAACAAUUCCGUCUACACCUGAGAAACCAUCUAAGGGUCCAAUGUGGAGAGGCGUUGUUGUUGCCUACAUUGUUGUUGCUUUGUGCUACUUCCCUGUUGCUAUUAUUGGUUAUUGGGUGUUUGGCAAUGAGGUUAAGGAUAACAUCCUCAUCUCUUUGGAAAAACCAGCUUGGCUUAUUGCAAUGGCUAACUUUUUUGUCGUUUUACAUGUAAUUGGAAGCUAUCAGAUUUAUGCAAUGCCGGUGUUUGACAUGAUUGAAAGUUUUUUGGUGAAGAAAUUGAAUUUCAAACCAAGUACAAUCCUACGUUUUCUUGUGCGUAACUUAUAUGUGGCAUUCACAAUGUUCAUUGCUAUUACCUUCCCAUUUUUCGGUGGCCUCCUAGGAUUUUUUGGAGGAUUUGCUUUUGCUCCAACAACAUAUUUUCUUCCAUGUAUCAUGUGGCUUGUAAUCUACAAACCAAAGAGAUUCAGCUUGUCUUGGUGGACUAAUUGGAUAUGUAUUCUUCUUGGGGUAUGCAUAAUGAUUUUAGCACCCAUUGGAGCAUUGAGGAGUAUUAUACUUGAAGCCAAGACCUACAAAUUUUACUCUUAAACUUGUUUCCUACUUGAAUCGGUUAAUGGGAGGUGUCAUGCAAAUAAAUAGUUAUAACUUCCCAUGAUAAUGACGAUAUAUAUUUUAUCUAUGCUUUAUUUGUUGCCAAUAAUGUUAUCUAUUUUUUAA